GUCGUUAUUGCAUCAUGGGCGCAUACUGCGCUAGUCCAUAUCAGGCGAGAGCCCGGAACAUCUCUAUUUCCGACUGCUCGUCGAGUUUGGCAGUUUGACGUUUGAAGCAACGACCAUCAAACUUCCGACCAGUACGAAGACCACACCCUUCUAUCAGACCGUCAAGAUGGUUGUGAGGAUCCGGCUCGCUCGCUUCGGCAACAAGCGCCAGCCUUUUUACAAUAUUGUCGUGACGCAAGCACGAUCCGCGCGCGGUUCGAAGCCUCUCGAAGUGAUUGGAACGUACAAUCCGAUUCCCAAGCGGCCGACAACCCUGUUUGACGAUGCUUCGGGCACUACCCGGCCUUACAAGGAUAUCUCGCUGGACAUCUCACGGGCGAAGUACUGGGUCGGCGUGGGAGCGCAGCCGAGCGAUUCGGCGUGGCGGUUAUUGAACAUUGCUGGAAUCGUCGAACCGAAACCGCACGUUCAGAAGUGAAUGUAUCUACGCGUCUUAGCAUCUUGACCCUCCCGUUGACCUCGGGUUGACCUGACUCUUAUUACUGGCAUACCCUGCGGCGUUUAUAAUAUUUUUCGGAAAUGAGCAU
Messenger RNA from Penicilliopsis zonata CBS 506.65, 587 nucleotides. RefSeq lists its product as hypothetical. NCBI's taxonomy places the organism in Eukaryota, Fungi, Ascomycota, Eurotiomycetes, Eurotiales, Aspergillaceae. The record is from RefSeq and is a predicted model, not a curated record. Gene Ontology annotation, cellular component: ribosome; mitochondrial small ribosomal subunit. Bases 167 to 478 code for a protein of 103 amino acids. The transcript has 3 exons. Gene Ontology annotation, molecular function: structural constituent of ribosome. Gene Ontology annotation, biological process: mitochondrial translation.